This is a messenger RNA of Trichomonas vaginalis G3, 810 nucleotides long. RefSeq lists its product as uncharacterized. The record is from RefSeq and is a predicted model, not a curated record. Bases 1 to 810 code for a protein of 269 amino acids. NCBI's taxonomy places the organism in Eukaryota, Parabasalia, Trichomonadida, Trichomonadidae. The transcript has a single exon.
AUGUCAUACCAAGACAGUAGCGAUUCCGAUUCAACUAUCCAGGAAGAGGAUUGUCAUCCUCCACGGUCACUCCCAGUCCCAGAUGACACUCCAAAGACUCGCUUUGACCCCGAACAAUCUAACUUCCAAUUGCGCCAACAAUUGCAGUCAAAAGCUGAUGAAUACAUGGCUUCUUCUAUAGAAGAAAGUAUAGAACAGACCUCAGAGUAUUCUACAGCUCUUGGUCAACUAGUUUCGGCGACAGUCCAAUUCGAACAAAUUUGUUCGAAUUCAAUUCAAUAUGCAGACGAACUUGUCCGCUAUUGUCCCACUCUUGUAAGAGUACUUCAAGAACGACUCUUCAACCAGUUGCUUCCUACCUUACGCAGCCCAAUUCAAAUUCAAUUUGCCCGUGCAGCCAUAAACUUCACUCCGUACUCGUACAGCUAUGACGAGGAUGAACUAGCUGACGAGUACGGAGCCGAAAAUGUUGGCUGGGUUUUUCGCACAACUCCUUGCGAAUUCCAAGUUGAAAUUGUCAACCAUUUCCUCGUUCGUACUAUUUCGUUACAGAAUGAAGACAACGAAAAAGAUGGAGUCAUUCCAGGUGACCGUGUAAGAGUCAUUUUCCAACGCAAAAGUGGACAAGAAAUUGUAUUCGAAGAAUUGGUUUGCAUAUUCUUUAGCAAUGGUCAAGACUACUGGGAAGGAAACUUGGUAUUAGUCCCCGGUGAAACCAUUUCUGUUUCAUCGGAUUUGAACCAUCCAUACAAGAUAUGGUUCAAUUACGUUGCAUAUAACGCAGAAGACCCGAACUUUGACUCAGAAUAA